Molecule: messenger RNA, 756 nt
Organism: Acanthosepion pharaonis
Lineage: Eukaryota; Metazoa; Mollusca; Cephalopoda; Sepiida; Sepiidae
Source: the annotation of a GenBank genome assembly
AUGGACGCGCUGACUCUCUGGAAGGACAUUAAAGCGACUUUUUGGAGCGAAAAGUUCUGGUUUCCAAAAAAUCUAACAUGGGAAUCGCUAGAAAACAAAGACGAUGGGAUUUAUCACCCGCAGUUGAACGAUUUGUAUCUAGUUUUACCUAUAGCUGUCUUUCUGUCGCUAUUUCGGAUAUUCUUAGAAAGAUAUGUCUUCUGUCCACUUGGUAAGAAUCUUGGGCUGAAAGAAGAGAAAUAUACGCGUGCUAUCUACUACAAAGCUUUGGAAAAUGCCUAUAGGUUAAAUAAACGACCAUGCAAUGGACUUGUCCAGGGCCUUGCCAAACAGACUGACUUGAGUAUUCGCCAAGUGGAACGUUGGUUUAGAAUCAGACGAAAUCAAGACAAAGCUAGUGUCCUUAAAAAGUUUGCAGAGUCUGGUUGGCGCUGUACAUUCUAUUCAACCAUAUUCACGUAUGGAAUAGUAAUGCUAUUUGAUGAUUUCUGGGAACUGUUUAUUCAUCAUAUAAUAACUAUAUUGCUGUUAACAUUCUCCUGGAUCCAGAACAUGAUUCGUAUUGGAACACUGGUGCUUGUAAUUCAUGAUACAAUUGACCCUAUUGUAGAAACUGAAGACUUGCGCAGUGAAACUGAAGAAGAAGUGAGUGAUGAAAAGAGUUUGCCAUCUCUCAUUUCAGUCUUCAACAUAAGAAGCAAUGCCUUUUCCUUAUCUUUGCUUCUCCACAUUCGUGGUACAUUUUUGAUAUUUUGA